Molecule: messenger RNA, 732 nt
Organism: Paraglomus brasilianum
Lineage: Eukaryota; Fungi; Glomeromycota; Glomeromycetes; Paraglomerales; Paraglomeraceae
Source: the annotation of a GenBank genome assembly
AUGAAAGAAGAGGAUUUCAUUGCACCAAACGAUCGUUUGCAUGAUGACUAUGUCACUUCAAGACCAAUGAAAGAGUGGCAUAACAUAGAUUCUUAUGUCACCAAGUUACUGGAGAAUAAUCCAGGGUUAUUUGAAUAUGAUUGUUUCGCAGUCUGUUGCCGGAGCUUGAGUUUGUUAUCAAAACAGGUUUCGGAUUGGCCAAACAGUGUCUCUAAAUACGCCUCCACAUUACUUUCAAAAUGGAAGGGACCCGAAAAACAACACUGGCUUGAGCUCGCAAAAAAAGCCAUUCAGCUCACCGAAGAAAUUGAUGAACUAGCACCACGUAAACAUCAACGUGGACAAGAGCCACAAACACCAAAAAAUAAGGAAGGAGAGCCUUUGAAUGGAAUGGCACUUAGGAAAACAAAGAAGAUUUGUUACACUGAAUUCUCAAGUCCAGGUUCAUCAGAUUUAGAGGAUGUAGAAAGCACACCAUGUCUGACAACUCAUUCAGUCACACUCCUGUCACCAAUUCUCCUUGCAUUUUGCAAAGCGUUUCCUGAUGUAAAAUAUAUGUGGGUAGAGAAGGAUGUGAGAUCAAUUAAAGAAGCAAACGUUAUGUUUAUGGGUAAUAUUGGAGAACGAAAGGCAGAUUUACUCAUUCUCAGGUUAUCUGAUGCAAGAGAACUUUUGAAUGUUGAAGUUUCUGGACCUCCGUAUAGAUCCACAAAAAAACAUACUGUUGGUGAU